AUGGCUUCAUUUAGUGAUGAGAAUAUAAAAGGAAGUGGCAAGAAAUUGAAAGUUCAUUUUGAUCUUCCUGAGGAUGAAGAUUAUCAUAAAGAAAAGAAUUCAAGUUCUUCAAUUUCAUCACAUUCUUCACUAGAUUCAAAUGAUCAUAACAUAGAAAAUUUUGAAGAAUCUAAUAAUGUUGGUUAUGGUUCACCUGUUUGGAGUUUUCAAAGUGGAAUAGUGACACAAUCUCCUCCACCUCAGUUGAUGAGCCCUAGCCCUAAUUCUGGAUAUGAUCCAAAUAGAAUACCUUCUUCUGCUUUUGCUCCUAAACCUACAAGUCCUAUGGAUUGGAGUGUUCAAUCAAAUGAAUCAUUGUUUAGUUUACAUUUGGGGAAUUAUAGUUUCUCAAGGGAACAAUUUUUCGCAUACAAAUAUUCCGGUGAACUGCCAAAGAAUAAUGAUAGUGUCGGGGUGUCUACGACAAUGCCACGUAUUCAAGAGAUAAAACAUAGUAACGAUGACAAUAUAGUUGAAAUUGAGAGACAUUCUGGGUCGUCAGACUCCUCUCAUGACUCAACAAAUACAUCAAAUAAAACAAAGAAUUUAACUUUGGAGAAUGACCGUAUAAAAUCGUCAAAUGAAAAUGUUGAGAAAACUACAUUGGACAAAACUCAAGAUGAUCAUAGUAAAGCGGCGGCGGUUCUUAACGAAGAACCUACGAAUUAUGCGGCCACUGUCUCGUACCGUUCGGUCGAAAGCGAUAUGAGCAGCAAUCACUCAUUUCAAUUUCCUAUGUAA
Trifolium pratense (red clover) is the source of this 780-nucleotide messenger RNA. RefSeq lists its product as uncharacterized. Lineage: Eukaryota; Viridiplantae; Streptophyta; Magnoliopsida; Fabales; Fabaceae. Bases 1 to 780 code for a protein of 259 amino acids. The transcript has a single exon. The record is from RefSeq and is a predicted model, not a curated record.